This is a messenger RNA of Conger conger (European conger), 7852 nucleotides long. Its product is annotated as sodium channel protein type 2 subunit alpha-like. The transcript is spliced from 26 exons. NCBI's taxonomy places the organism in Eukaryota, Metazoa, Chordata, Actinopteri, Anguilliformes, Congridae. The coding region runs from base 1 to 5853 and encodes 1950 amino acids. Gene Ontology annotation, cellular component: axon; voltage-gated sodium channel complex; plasma membrane. Gene Ontology annotation, biological process: membrane depolarization during action potential; neuronal action potential; sodium ion transmembrane transport. The record is from RefSeq and is a predicted model, not a curated record. Gene Ontology annotation, molecular function: voltage-gated sodium channel activity.
AUGGCACACUUAGUGAUCCCACCGGGGCCGGAGAGCAUCCGCCCAUUCUCCCGCGAGUCUCUCAAGGCCAUCGAGGAGAGGAUCGCCUGCGAGAAGGCCAAGAAACCCAAGGGGAAGAGGCGCGGCGAAGACAAGGACAAAGACGAGGAGAAUGCCUGCACGCCCAACUGCAACCUGGAGGCGGGGAAGUCUCUGCCGUUUAUAUACGGAGACAUUCCCCCGGGCAUGGUCUCCACACCUCUGGAGGAGCUGGACCCUUUCUACGGCAAUCAGAAAACUUUUGUAGUGUUGAACCGAGGGAAGACCAUCUUCCGUUUUAACGCCACUUCUGCUUUAUUCAUCCUUAGUCCCUUCAAUUUUCUCAGGAAAUUAUCCAUUAAGGUUUUGGUGCAUUCAUUUUUCAGUAUUUUAAUCAUGUGCACUAUCUUGACCAAUUGUGCAUUCAUGACCUGGAGUGAACUCCCAUCCUGGGGAAAAUCUGUAGAGCACACAUUCACUGGAAUUUACACUUUUGAAUCGGUCAUAAAAAUACUUGCAAGGGGCUUUUGCAUAGGAAAAUUUACCUUCUUACGAGAUCCCUGGAACUGGUUGGAUUUUAGUGUCAUCGUCAUGGCGUAUGUAACAGAGUUUGUAGACCUAGGCAAUGUUUCAGCUCUUCGCACUUUCAGAGUACUGAGAGCUUUGAAAACUAUUUCAGUAAUCCCAGGCCUGAAGACCAUUGUUGGUGCUCUGAUUCAGUCAGUGAAGAGACUUUCAGAUGUAAUGAUCCUCACUGUUUUCUGUCUAAGUGUUUUUGCACUAAUAGGAUUGCAACUGUUUAUGGGUCAUUUAAGAUACAAAUGUGUAAAGAUUGCACCUCUGGAAAUGAAUGACACCGAGAAGACGGUCUUCAACAAUGAUCCAAAAAAUUAUUAUAUCUUAAAAAAUGCAACCGAUCCUCUCCUGUGUGGAAAUGGCAGCGAUGCUGGGACAUGUCCAGAGGACUUCCAUUGUCUCAAAGUGGGCGGCAACCCAAACUUUGGAUACACAAGUUUCGACAACUUUGGCUGGGCGUUCCUAUCCCUGUUUCGGCUGAUGACGCAAGACUACUGGGAGAACCUCUAUCAGCAGACUCUCCGGGCUUCUGGGAAGUCCUACAUGCUUUUCUUUGUCCUGGUGAUCUUCCUGGGCUCCUUCUACCUGGUCAACCUGAUCCUGGCAGUGGUAGCCAUGGCCUACGAUGAGCAGAACCAGGCCGCCAUAGAGGAGGCUGAGCUGAAGGAGCAGGAGUUCCAGGCCAUGAUGGACCAGCUGAAGAAACAGCAGGAGGAUGCACAGGUCGCCUCACUAAUAGCGCCGGCCCCGGUCGUCUGUCUCGAGUACGGUGGGAAAGCACGUCUCCCCGAAUCGUCCUCCGAGGCUUCGAAAUUAAGCUCCAAGAGCGCUAAAGAAAGGCGGAACAGGCGCAAGAAGAGGAAGGACAGAGACGUGGAGGAGGGAAAAGGGGACGACGAGAAGUUCUGCAAGUCCGACUCAGACGGAAGCAUCAAGAGGAGCUUUUCCAUCGACGCCAACAGGCUUUCUUAUGAUAAGAGAAGCUCCUCCCCCCACCAGUCCCUCCUCAGUAUUCGGGGGUCUCUGUUCUCCCAGAGGCGGAACAGUCGGGCUAGUCUCUUCAGCCUCCGGGGUCGACAGCCGGACGCGAGUUCGGAGAACGGCUUUGCCGACGACGAGCACAGCAUAUUCGAGGACAGCAUCAGUCGCCGGGGCUCCCUCUUAGUGCCGCACAGGGUGGAGCGACGCAACAGCAACGUCAGUCAAACUAGCGCGAGCUCGCGCGCCCGUCUCCCGGCUAAUGGCAGGAUGCACUCGGCUGUUGACCGUAAUGGAGUGGUGUCCUUGGUGGGCAGGUCCUCCUUACCCACCACGCCGGUUGGACUCCUUCUGCCAGAGGUGACAAUAAAUAAGCCCAGUACCAGUGACAAUGGGACUGAAAUGGAGUUCCGGAAAAGAUCAGGCUCCUACCAGCCAUCCAUGGACUUUUUAGCAGAUCCAAUCGCAAGACAGCGAGCUCUGAGUGUUGCCAGUAUUUUAACAAAUACAAUGGAAGAACUUGAGGAAUCAAGACAGAAAUGCCCGCCUUGCUGGUUCAAGUUUUCCAACACCUUUCUUAUCUGGGACUGUUGCCCGUUGUGGCUGAGGAUUCAGGAGGCGGUCAGAAAGAUUGUAAUGGACCCGUUUGUAGACCUGGCCAUCACCAUUUGCAUCGUCUUGAACACAUUGUUCAUGGCCAUGGAACAUGACCCAAUGAACGCUCAGUUCAGCCGUGCGCUUAACGUGGGGAACUUGGUGUUCACAGGAAUCUUCACAGCCGAGAUGUGUUUUAAAGUGAUCGCUAUGCAUCCCUACUAUUACUUUCAAGAAGGAUGGAAUAUUUUUGACGGGGUCAUUGUUGGUCUGAGCUUAAUGGAACUUUGCAUGUCAGAAAAGGAGUCUAGCCUGUCCGUUCUCAGAUCCUUCAGAUUGCUGAGGGUGUUCAAAUUGGCCAAGUCCUGGCCCACACUCAACAUGCUGAUCAAGAUUAUCGGCAACUCCGUGGGUGCACUGGGAAACCUGACACUCGUGCUGGCUAUCAUCAUCUUCAUAUUUGCUGUGGUUGGCAUGCAGCUUUUUGGGAGGUUCUACAAGAAUCGUUUCUGUCCUAACGCAACUAGCAGUGAUGACCCCCCCUGCAGGAUGCCUCGAUGGCACAUGUCGGACUUCUUCCACUCGUUCCUGGUGGUUUUCCGGGUGCUGUGCGGGGAGUGGAUCGAGAAUAUGUGGGAAUGCAUGAACGUGGCUGGCACGACCAAGUGCAUCAUUGUCUUCAUGAUGGUCAUGGUCAUAGGAAACUUAGUGGUUCUGAACCUGUUCCUGGCCUUGCUGCUCAGCUCGUUCAGUGCGGACAACCUGGCCGCCACAGAGGACGACACUGAGAUGAACAACCUGCAGAUCGCAGUGGGCCGAAUCCAGCAGGGCAUCGGCACCAUGAAGGCCUGGGUGCGACGCUUCUUCCAGAGGUUGUGUGGGAGGCCAGAGAAGACCGUGGAGGCCAAGCCCCCUGAGGAGCUCCACGACAGUACAGAGAACUGCAUCGCCAACCAUACCACCACAGUGGAGCUCACUAAGGACCCCACCUACCUGAAGGAGGACAAUGGCUACCCUGGCCUCAUGGGCAACAGCGUGGGGAAGUACCCCAGCGAUGACGUCUUUGUCAACAACCAUGACCUCACCAUCUCCGUGCCCAUAGCCGUCGGAGAGUCUGAGGACAUUGAUGACUUCAGCAGUGAAUUCUCAGACAUGGAGGACAGCAAGGAGAAAGACUCCCAGCUCAGCUCCCUAGAGGGCAGCACGGUGGACAUCAGGCUCCCGGAUGAUGGUGGGGAAUCUCUGGACAUGGUGCAGGAGGAGGCGGAGGAACCGGAGGCCUGCUUCACCGAGGGCUGUGUUCAAAGGUUCCCGUGCUGUCAGGUGAACAUCAACGAGGGGAAGGGGAAGAUAUGGUGGAACUUGAGGAGGACGUGCUUCAAGAUUGUAGAGCAUAACUGGUUUGAGAGUUUCAUCAUCUUCAUGAUACUUUUGAGCAGCGGGGCACUGGCAUUUGAAGAUAUUUACAUUGAGCGGUGGACAACUCUUAAAGCCAUCCUAGAGUAUGCAGACAAAGUGUUCACCUUCAUCUUCAUCCUCGAGAUGCUGCUGAAAUGGGUAGCCUAUGGAUUUGCAAAAUACUUCACCAAUGCCUGGUGCUGGCUGGACUUCCUGAUUGUUGAUGUCUCCCUGGUCAGUUUGGUAGCCAAUGCACUGAACGUCGCAGAGCUGGGCCCCAUUAAGUCCCUGAGGACUCUGCGAGCUCUCAGGCCUCUGAGAGCCCUGUCGCGGUUUGAGGGAAUGAGGGUUGUUGUCAACGCCCUUGUUGGAGCGAUCCCCUCCAUCAUGAACGUGCUCCUGGUCUGCCUCAUCUUCUGGCUAAUAUUCAGCAUCAUGGGUGUCAACCUCUUCGCUGGGAAGUACUACCACUGUAUCAACACCACUACGGACGUUCCAUUUGAAAUAGACGUUGUGAACAACGACACUCAAUGUCGAGCCUUGGAGCAGACGGGAAGUGCUCGUUGGAGGAAUGAUAAGAUCAACUUUGACAAUGUUGCAGCUGGAUACCUGGCCUUACUGCAAGUGGCAACUUUCAAAGGUUGGAUGCCAAUCAUGUAUUCAGCUGUGGAUUCCCGUAAGCGGCGUGAACAACCCGAUUAUGAAUAUAGCCGGAACAUGUACAUCUACUUUGUUGUAUUCAUCAUUUUUGGAGCCUUUUUCACUCUGAAUCUUUUUAUUGGUGUUAUCAUUGACAACUUCAAUCAGCAAAAAAGAAAGUUUGGAGGUCAGGAUAUCUUCAUGACAGAGGAGCAGAAAAAAUACUACAAUGCAAUGAAGAAGCUUGGAUCUAAGAAACCGCAAAAGCCUAUUCCAAGGCCUGCAAACAAGUUACAAGGAUUUGUCUUUGACCUCAUUAUGAAGCAAGCAUUCGACAUUUUUAUAAUGGCACUCAUAAUACUCAACAUGAUCACCAUGAUGGUGGAAACGGAUGAACAGACUGAGAAGAUGAAGAAAAACCUUUACAAGAUUAAUGUAGUCUUCAUCAUCCUUUUCACCGCAGAGUGUCUGCUGAAGAUGUUUUCUCUUCGUCAUUAUUUCUUCACCAUUGGUUGGAAUGUAUUUGACUUUGUAGUGGUCAUUGUGUCAAUAAUCGGUAUGUUUCUUUCAGACGUGAUCGAAAAGUAUUUUGUCUCACCGACGUUAUUCAGAGUCAUUCGACUAGCGAGAAUCGGACGUGUCCUACGUCUCAUAAAGGGCGCCAAGGGAAUCCGAACACUUCUGUUUGCUUUGAUGAUGUCACUUCCUGCGCUGUUCAACAUUGGUCUACUGCUUUUUUUAGUCAUGUUUAUCUAUGCCAUUUUUGGCAUGUCUAACUUUGCCUUUGUGAAGAGGGGGGACGGAAUCGAUGACAUGUUCAACUUUGAAACGUUCGGCAACAGCAUCCUCUGCCUGUUCCAGAUCACGACGUCGGCAGGCUGGGACGGCCUCCUGUCCCCCAUUCUCAACAAGCGAGAGCCUGACUGCGACAGUAAUUAUGUGCACGCCGGCAGCAAGAUCAAGGGAAACUGUGGAAACCCCACGGUGGGGAUCGCCUUCUUUGUGAGCUACAUCAUCAUAAGCUUUCUGAUCGUGGUGAACAUGUACAUCGCCGUCAUCCUGGAGAACUUCAGCGUGGCCACGGAGGAGAGCAGCGAGCCCCUGAGCGAGGACGACUUCGAGAUGUUCUAUGAGGUGUGGGAGAGGUUCGACCCUCAGGCCUCGCAGUUCAUUGGCUACGACAAGCUCUCGGACUUCUCCGACUCGCUGGCCCCCCCGCUGCGCAUACCCAAGCCCAAUACCCUCCAGCUCAUGGCGAUGGACCUGCCCAUGGUCAACGGUGAACGCAUCCACUGCCUGGACAUCCUGUUCGCCUUCACCAAGCGCGUCCUCGGGGAGGACGGCGAGAUGGACGGCCUCCGCGGGCAGAUGGAGGAGCGCUUCAUGGCCUCCAACCCCUCCAAGGUAUCCUACGAGCCCAUCACCACCACCCUCCGCCGCAAGCAAGAGGAGAGCUCCGCCACCAUCAUACAGAGGGCCUACAGACGCUACCGCUUCCUGCGGCCCACCACGGUGUCUGCCCCGACGGCCGGCCCCCCCUCGUACGACAGCGUCAUAAACCUCGACAAAGACAAAUACGAGGAAGACAAGACAGAGAAAGAGGACAAAGGCAAAGAUGUGUGGGAGGAUGGGAAUACCAAGGACGAUUGAGAGGAGAAUUCGGUUUUCAGUCAAGUUCUGUGGCAAAUUGUUUACAGCCUUCCAGGGUGGCCCAUUUGUGUGAAAAGACUGUUCGUCUGCAUAAUUAUGCCAAAGUGAUAGUGACUGCUUGCAUCUAAAUUGAAGGUCUGUGCCUACCGAUGCUGCGAUAUCUGACACUAAACUGCUAAAUUUGAAUGUAGACGUACACAUGUAAGAAUACUGUUAGUUGUUAACACAUCUGUGCAUCUGUCAGACACUGUGUCUUGCAUUGCAAUGCAAUUGCAUAUAAUAACUGUUACCUUGGUUACAGAUGAUUCAAAAAUAUUUAUCUGAUGCUUUUAUCCGAAGGAACUUACAGUUGAUUAGGCUAAAUGGGGGGUAAUCAUCCCUGGAGCCAUGUGAGGUUAAGGGCUUUGUUCACUUGCCCAACAGUUGAUCUUAUUGUGACUACUCUGGGGUUUGAACCACCAACCUUCUAGGUCCCUGUCAUCUUAGCCAUUAGGCUAUGAGGCCCAAUUUUUGUAUAUUAUGACAAAAUAGUUUUUUGGUUAAAUGGGGAGUGAGGGUUUGAAGACUAUACACUGCUAUCUAGUAGCAAUCCAAUUCUGAAAUGUGUAAAUAUUCAGCUCUGAGUUAACCCCCAGCACUUCAACUUUAGCUGUAUGUCAUAGCUCAUUUCCUUUCUAUUUGGUUUGUCAGUUGAAUCGUUGAAUUUUCCAAGCAAGCUGCCAUUAAUGUACUAUCUGCCUAGAAUGGUUCAUAGAAAAGCCCUGUAUGAGAAGUGGCUAGUUUCUGUGCUUCCACCGAACCUUAAUGGAACAAAUGGGUUGCUGAUAAGCGCUUUAAAGGUUACUGUAACAGAAAUUUGUAUGAUCGCAUCAACAAAACCAUUGAAAAUGUGUUUUGGGGACUACAAAGCCUUUUUCUUCAAAGAUGUAUUUUUUGGCAUGGAAGCAUGCAUACCUAUAGUCUUGCAUGAAGGACCAAAAGGACCAAACUGUCAUAUGAGGGAGUUUGCUUGAGUAUUUCAAUUUCGCUCUCAGCAUUUGAGGUGCUCAUCAGCUUUGGCCAUCUAUCCAACAGUAUUUGCAGCGAUUACAUACAAUCAUACCUACUGUCCAAGAUUGUUUCAGUUCAACCAGCAGUUUCCCCAGACAAAAUGCAUACUAUCUUUCUCUUUUCACUCAGGAGUUUGUGUGAUAAAGCAAAUGUCCUUGACAUAGUAUACCUGUGUCAGCUAUAUAUCAGCUCUUCUAGUGUAUGGCUUAAUGUGAUAUUGUUUAUCUUGUGCAUGGAUCUCUGGGCUUUAUUAUCUCCCCUUUCUCAACAGGCUUUGGAUCCACAGAGAUGAAAUGUAUUAGUGCUAAGCAGUUUCAUUUAAAUAAAUGAACAUUUUUACCAUUUUUGGAACAAUUUUUUAAAAACGUGAAUCAGACGGAAGUCUUUAUUUUCUUGUCCUUGCAGCCAUUUCUUUUCCUCAAGAAUUAAAAAAUCUUCAGUGGCAUCAUACUUUGUUUUAUUUAUUUUAGUAAGUACUGUAAAUGUAUAUAUAUUUCUUUAUUUUUGUAAGGGCAGUACUGUAAAUAUGGGAUCAUAGGUACUUGAGGAUCCACUGCAGUUCUUUUCAGUGGGUAAUUUCCAUUAAAGAUUGGAGUGAGGUCUGGAACUCAGUUUUGUUGCAUACUUCUUUUGGUAUAUUUUCUUGUAUUUAAACUGGGGUCAGUUGACUGUGGAGGUGAAUGAGUAGGUGUGAUUAGUUACAUAUUCAGCAGAUAAUCAUUGAUGCCUUUAUGUAUUUGUUCAUAUUUGACGAGGUCUUCUAGAUCUAUAUUGGUAUAUUGCAUGCAGGAUUUUUCUAUAACCUUAUCUAAUGAUACCACAUUUGAAGUUUUGAUUGCCAUAAUGUCUGUUCAGUGUUGCUAUUAUUUCUGUAUUGGUAGAUACUAUUGAAAUAACAUAGAUUUGCAUAAUAGGCAAUGGGUAAUAUCCAAUAAAAUGGUUGAAACCA